CCUGCAUGAGUCACUUCCUCAUGUUUCCUCCCUUAUUUGGAAGGAAGGGGCUGUCCUUAUUUGACUAGGGAGGAAAAUGGUGGAAAGGAGAGUCAGACGGCUCGAGUAAACAGAGGGAUACCAACAGUUUUAUCUCUGCCUCCAGACUCACUUUGUGUGAACCCUAACGUGGCAGAAUAAAAGCAGCGGCGAUGGCUGAUGCAGAAAAGAUCAAGAAAACUGCAGCCAAGGUGCUGUGCUGCGUGGAGAAGGUGUCCUCCUUCGCCUCCUCCAUCGACCCCAUCUUUGGCAUAGUCUCCUCCCUGGUCGGGGUGGCUCGCAAGGGCCUGGUUGACGAGGAGGGCCACGCUCUGGACAAGGACUUCCAGGCGAUCAACACCAAACUGGAGAGCAUCUCAGAAAAGAACCAGCAAUGCCUGAGGAAGAUCCGCAUCGACGAGGUGAACGAAACAUACGGCAAGUACGAGGAGUACAUCAAGCACCAGUACACUGCCUUCAACAACAUGGUGGCACAGGUGAAGAAAGAUCCGGACAACACCCAGCGCCACAUGGAGGCCUUCGAGAAGAUUUAUGAGAGGGACAAGAGCGACCUGAGCCUGGAUGUGUACUACAACGGUGUGAUGGGUAUCAAAACGCUGUUUGGAAGAUCCCUGCUGAAGGUGUACCUGGACAGCUGCGACGGCGACCGCGAGAUCAUGGAGCGUCGCUGUUCACACAUCGCCCACCUGUUCCACAUGGGCCUCAUCGCCCUCAUGGCCUACACAGCUGUUACAGAGGACGACGAAGACGAGGUGCGGGAAAAGUGGGCAAAGAGGGUGGAGGACAUCCAGAAGAAGAUGCAGGAGGUGCUCAGUCAGUGCAAAGACAACUCAUCCUGAACAUGGUCCAGCAGGGAAAGGAUGUCCUCUGGGGGCGUUCGGUGGCAACGGCACUGGGAACAAUCUGUACUCUGGACAAAUGGAAAAAUAUAAAUUAUGUUAUAAUAUAUAUAUAAAUAAAAACCAAAGCCAUGUUUUGUGCACUUGAGCUGCAGCUGUUAUUCCUAUUGCAGCAUUUUAGUUAUUGUAUCGGCUUUUUGUGUUAUUUGUUUUUGUUUUAAAGAGACCACUAUAUGUUUCAGCUGCUUUGUGUUACUGUACGUCAAUAUAUGCUGAAGUUUUAUACAAUCUCUUCAAUUAAAAUGUACAAAUUAUUAGUUGA
Messenger RNA from Dicentrarchus labrax (European seabass), 1200 nucleotides. It is a transcript of the gene rpz2, whose product is annotated as rapunzel 2. The record is from RefSeq and is a predicted model, not a curated record. The coding region runs from base 192 to 878 and encodes 228 amino acids. Lineage: Eukaryota; Metazoa; Chordata; Actinopteri; Moronidae. The transcript is spliced from 2 exons.